AUGAUAGCAUGCACUCAAAAGUUCAUCACCUUCCGCGCAAGAAUGGUGACAAGUGUCGGCGGGACAGAACCUUACCACCCCGUUGCCACGAGCCUAUUAGACAAUGAUCUUCCUUCCAGACAGGGAGACAGUGAGGAGACGCAGGUUAGCAUUGAGUCAGACGGUGAGCAGGCACAUGAACAAUUAAGAGAGCAUCUUACAAGGCGUAAAAAAAAUCCUUUCAUUCUCCCCCAAAUGAGACCUGGAGUGGAGGAGGAGGAGGAGCCAGCAGCCAGCAAUAAUGUACUGGAGGAAAAGAAUAAUAAUCACCGAAGUUUCACCGAUCCUAGGCAGGAGCUACCGGAUAAUAUGGACAUUAACUAUUUUCAGAAUGGCCACGAUCCGGGGAAGACGCUGAGAGCUGAGGGAAGUUACCAUAAAACCUGUGGAACUAGGUAA
Protopolystoma xenopodis is the source of this 438-nucleotide messenger RNA. The record is from the annotation of a GenBank genome assembly. Lineage: Eukaryota; Metazoa; Platyhelminthes; Monogenea; Polystomatidea; Polystomatidae.